Molecule: messenger RNA, 1341 nt
Organism: Seminavis robusta
Lineage: Eukaryota; Bacillariophyta; Bacillariophyceae; Naviculales; Naviculaceae
Source: the annotation of a GenBank genome assembly
AUGAUCUACCCCAAGUCGUCGGUCUGGAAGAAAUCCUUGGUGCUUUUGGCUUUUUCGGCCACUCGGAGGGAUGCCGUGAUUGCCUUUCUGCAGACAACGGCUCUCACUUCGUCAACGACUAGCAGUCCGAUGGCCCCCUUGUCGGCGGCUGCCAAUCUCGAUAUUCGAACGGCACCACUGAGUCAUCUGGUCCACUUGGAACAACAACAGGAUGAUGAUGAACAAGACGAUUAUCAUUUAGUUUCUCCGACAAAUGAUGAAUUGCCAUUGGAACCGGGACAACGACUGGUCUGUAUUGGAGAUGUUCAUGGAGAUUUCAAAGCAUUGGAGGAAUUCUUGACCAUUGGAGGUGUCUACGAUGCCAAUGCAUCGCACAAAAAUCAAUGGAUAGGUGGCAAUACCAUUUUGGUUCAGUGUGGAGAUGUCUUGGAUCGAGGCGACCAGGAACUCCUCUGUUUCAACCUACUGACACGAUUGUCCCAACAAGCGGCCACACAAGGAGGACACGUCGUCUUGUUGUGGGGCAACCACGAAGCCAUGAAUGCCGGCGGCAUGUUCCACUACACCAUGGGUGAAGAAGAAUACGAAAACGCCAUUGGCAAACGCAUUGACGAGCAAUUACAAACGGAACGAUGGAGGAUGCAAUAUGCCGGCAAUCAACCCGCACGAUGGGCCGCCUACGAACCCGGUAGUGGUGUCUUGGCACAUCCGUUGCUGUCCAAUAUGAAGGUGGCCGUCAAGGUGGGGCGAACCGUCUGCGUGCAUGCGGGAUUGACCACACAACAUUUGGACGAUUACGGGGGUCUGCGAGGAAUGAAUGAACAAGUGCAAAACUGGAUGAAGCAAGCCUACCAACCCAACAACAAUCUCGGUGACUACGAGUCCAUUGGGGCGUUGGUCUAUGAUGUGCAAAAGCGCGCUCAGACGGGAUCGGAACGAAUGCCCGAAUUGUUGGGUGGAGGUGCCGGGGCCGAUGGUCCUGUUUGGAUGAGAGAUUACUCGUCGCCCAAUGACGUGGAACCAAACAAUGCGGAAAGGGCACAGCAAAUGCUCGACGGGACAUUGUUCCACUUGCAAGCGGACCGAAUGGUCAUGGGGCAUACCGUGCAACGCAAGAUCAAUGCCGCACUCAAUGGAAAGGCGUGGCGGGUCGAUGUCGGAGCCAGUCGUGGGGUCAUGAAUGGAACCCCCGAAGUGUUGGAAGUGGUCGCCACACAAGAUGGAGAAGAAGUUGUUUCCGUGCUGACCAAGAGAGGCAAGGUGCCGGCAGAAGAGCGACUGGUGGGAAGACCCGUGGCGGCCAAGUUGGCAUCUGCUGUUUCGAUGAUGUUGCAAGGAUGA